This is a messenger RNA of Sorghum bicolor (sorghum), 2653 nucleotides long. Its product is annotated as serine/threonine-protein kinase D6PK. Gene Ontology annotation, cellular component: cytoplasm; nucleus; plasma membrane. The record is from RefSeq and is a predicted model, not a curated record. Gene Ontology annotation, biological process: protein phosphorylation. The transcript has 2 exons. Bases 434 to 2404 code for a protein of 656 amino acids. Gene Ontology annotation, molecular function: ATP binding; protein serine/threonine kinase activity. NCBI's taxonomy places the organism in Eukaryota, Viridiplantae, Streptophyta, Magnoliopsida, Poales, Poaceae.
ACGAGAUUAUCUUUGAAACCAGCAAGCGGGCCUACAGAUUUGAUUGCGAAAAGCGCGGUCCACCAAAACAAAACCAAGCCCGCUACUACUAGUCUAACGGUAAUAUAUAACGUUGCGCAAAUCAAACAGAGGCGAAAUCUUAGCAGCGGAAGACGCCCGCGGCGUGGCGUAGCCUAGCGAGGGACAGCGCUAGUACUUCUCUGCUCUGCCCCUCUGCCGUUGCUGCCGGCUGCUUUGCCGCUGUGUCUUCUUCCUCCUCCUCCUCGGCCCAGACCCCGACGGCACACCAUCCCGGAGAACACGCGUUCUCUCUCCUCUGCUACGAACUGCGCUUGUCCUUUCCCUCUCCAUCCACCACUGCACCUCCUGUCACUUCCCCAACCUCUUUUGUCCGUUACAUCACACACUCAAGAAGCUGUCCGCCCACGCCGCAAUGCAGCCGUCGCGCUCACAGCACGCCAAACAUCACCCACUCGGAGGAGGGACGGGAACGCACACGCGCUUCCGCACCCAGGUGCUGGAGGCGCCCCUGGAUCCGGGAUCCGACCCUGAGUACCAGGACUUCCAGUUCCGGCUCAUCCCGGAGGGGUUCGAGCUCCAGAUGGGCGGCGUUCCCGUCGGCGUCGGCGGCGGCGGGGCAAGGAACGGCGGAGACGGCAAGGUGACAGCGGAGAAGGUUCUCGGGUUCGAGUUCGACAAGGUCAGGAUCAGCAUUGCGUCCAGCGACGACGAGGCGGACGGAGACGCGCCGCCGAGGAGCUCCUUCUCGGGCGCGAGCCACCCGCCGGAGCCGGUGGACGAGAUGGACACCGUCUUCGUCGCCGUCAACGGCCGGGAGAAGCCGGUCCCGGUCCCGAAGCCGGUCAUCUCGUGGGACGCGUCCCCGCCGCCGAGCGGCGCGGCGAGCCCGCACAGCAGCAUCGACAGCUCCGGCGCCGCGGCCACCACGGUGACCAGCCUCGCGCCCAGCUGCACCGUCACCAGCCGGAGCGCCAAGACCAGCGUCAGCAGCACCGCGGCCAGCGACGGCAGCGGCUGGAGCAACGGCACCGGCUCCGGCUCCGUCGCCGGCGGCAGCGCGGGGAAGCCGCACAAGGGCGGAGACCCCAGGUGGAAGGCCAUCCUCGCGGCGCGCGCGCGCGACGGGCCCCUCGCGAUGGGCAGCUUCCGGCUGCUGCGGAGGCUCGGGUGCGGCGACAUCGGGACGGUGUACCUGUCCGAGCUCAGCGGCGGGGGCGCCGUCAACGGCGGCGUGGCGAGGCCCUGCUGGUUCGCGAUGAAGGUCAUGGACAAGGCGUCGCUGGAGAGCCGGCGGAAGCUGAGCCGCGCGCAGACGGAGCGGGAGAUCCUCCAGCUGCUGGACCACCCGUUCCUGCCCACUCUGUACGCGCACUUUGAGACCGACCGCUUCGCCUGCCUUGUCAUGGAGUUCUGCCCCGGCGGCGACCUCCACGCGCUCCGGCAGCGACAGCCCGGCAAGCACUUCCCAGAGCACGCGGCAAGGUUUUACGCCGCAGAAGUGCUCCUUGCGCUGGAGUACUUGCACAUGCUUGGCGUGGUCUACAGAGACCUGAAGCCGGAGAACGUCCUCGUAAGAGAAGAUGGCCACAUCAUGCUCUCCGACUUCGACCUCUCCCUUCGCUGCGCGGUCUCGCCGACGCUGGUGCGAUCUUCCCUCAACUCCGACCCCAGGAACGCGCAGGCCUGCGCCCAGCCUACCUGCAUCCAGCCCACAUGCUUCAUGCCCAAGCUCUUCGGCCAGAGGAGCAAGAAGAGCAGCGGCGGCGGCAGCGCCAAGAAAUCCAAGGGCGCCGAGCCCUGCAGGCAGCAGCAGGCGCCCACCGGCCUGCCGGAGCUCGUCGUGGAGCCGACCGGUGCGCGCUCCAUGUCGUUCGUGGGCACGCACGAGUACCUGGCCCCGGAGAUCAUCAAGGGCGAGGGCCACGGCAGCGCGGUGGACUGGUGGACGUUCGGCAUCUUCCUGCACGAGCUCAUGUACGGCAAGACGCCGUUCAAGGGGCAGACGAACCGCGCCACGCUGUUCAACGUCGUCGGGCAGCAGCUCAAGUUCCCGGACUGCCCCGGCACGAGCAACGCCAGCAGGGACCUCAUCAAGGGCCUGCUGGCCAAGGAGCCCCAGAGCCGGCUGGGCGUCAAGCGCGGCGCGGCGGAGAUAAAGCAGCAUCCCUUCUUCGAGGGCGUCAACUGGGCGCUUAUCCGGUGCAGCACUCCCCCCGGCGUGCCCAGGGCCGUCGAGCCCGCCGCGGUUGCAUUGCCUGCGCCGGCAAAGCCAGCGCCGGCGCCGGUGGAGAGGGUGGAGAUCAAUAGCAGCAGCAAGAGGAUGGCAGGAGCUGCGGCCGGUGCCGAGUCCGGAGGGAAGUUCUUAGACUUCGAGUUCUUCUAGCUAGUUUGAUUAGUUGAUUGACGAUACUCGUUGCGAUUCCAGUUGUAGGUGUAGUUCCAUACUGGAGUACUAGCGUUUGGACGCCAGUGGUAAUGUCUGACUGGUUCCAGUUACUUCUAAGUAUGUUGCAUUGUCUCACUCUGUCGCUUGUUGAGAGUUGAGACUCAUCCCAUGUCACUAGACACCAGUAGUUGCUUAGUCAAAGAGUAAGCCAUGAAGUUUGAGUAGUCGAAGAAACGAUUUUCGUCA